UAUAUAUAUAUGUAUAUGUAUAUAUGAUUUUGAAACCUGAUUUUUCAAGUUUCAACAAGCUGUUUUACCUGUCCCUGUGGUGUUAUUUCGUGUUGGUCUCGAUUUGAUUUUAUAUUUUUAAAAGUUCGACAGAAAAAUGUUGCAAAACAAAAGGGUGGAUCCCACCAGGGACCUGGUGACAUGCCCAUUUAUCAGUGCUCGUGUUAUUGUGGCUUCUCGUCUCGGCAAUCACCUGCUAAAAUGCCAGAAAAAUUAUCCAGACAUGGAUAAAGCAAAAUGUAAAUUCAACUCUGAUCACAUUGUGCCAAAACACGAGUUAGACCAUCAUGAGGCAAACUGCACCUACCGUAGGAACUGGGAACAUUUUACCCAGAGAGUGGGAGCUUCCACCUGCCCGGUAACCAAUGCGGUUCCUAUUCAUGUUGAAGUCCCUGAUUCUAUCGAGGACUGGGAUAAUGUCCCUGUAGUGCAGAACGUUGUGUCUCCGCUGGAUGUUAUACAGCAGAAAAUCGUGGAUGAACGAGUGAUGCGACCGCUGGCGAAGAACGGGCUGACAAAAUCAGAGCGCAAACUAUUCACUUUGGCCGAGCAGCGUCGCUUGGAACGCCUUCAACAAGAGAAGGCAAUGGACGAAGAGAGAGCUAAAGCACAAGGGGCAGCAGGAGAGAAGAAAGACAAGAAAUCCAAGUCCGAUUUGGACUCAAAUACGCCGCUACGUCUGCCAAAGACUUGAAGAAAUUAUUGGAAAAUGCAGUCAGUCAGAACACUCAAAAUGACAGAGAGAAAGAGGUCGAGCAGAUUUGCCAGCGCCUGGCGGAACAAUAUGUAAUGGGGACUGAGAUUAGUUUUACGCUUGUCUGUAGGAAGAAGAGCAACUCUAAGAAGCACCGAGGUUGAUAAGUUACCUGCACAUAUAUACAAUAUAUAAUUAUGUUAAUUUUUGUGUUCAUUUUUAUAUUCAUUAUUACAGUUUUUGCUUAAUUUUUCUCCAUUUUCAGUUGUAACAAUACCUAAUAAUUAUGUAUCAUUUUUGGUCAAUUACUCUUCAAGUACAGUAACACAUUCAUUUAUAUUA
Messenger RNA from Nilaparvata lugens (brown planthopper), 1075 nucleotides. RefSeq names its product gametocyte-specific factor 1 homolog. The transcript has a single exon. The record is from RefSeq and is a predicted model, not a curated record. NCBI's taxonomy places the organism in Eukaryota, Metazoa, Arthropoda, Insecta, Hemiptera, Delphacidae. The coding region runs from base 137 to 733 and encodes 198 amino acids.